AUGGACCAACGUGGAUCUGGUCAUAGUACUCGCCUGGAUUGCGUCACAAUGCCGAUUAAUAUCACCGGGUCUCCGCAGGGCAAUUCUUUUGAAAUAUCGCAAGUCCCAGCAUGUGCUCACGAAUUGGAAAAGAAAUACGGAGACCUUGCUUCAUUUUCAAUCACAAGCGCUGCGACAGAUGUGGCAACUUUCAUUUCUGGCUUUACGAAUGGUUUGAACACGAUCGUGUGUGGUUUGAACUUUGGUACUUUGAUUGUGGAACGUUUAAUUCAUCUGAGUCCCCCAGAAGUGACGGGGUAUGUUCUGGAUGGUUUUGCCGGGAUGUCGGGUGCAUCGCGAGACAAAGCCCCAUCCUAUUCAGCUUAUGACUCCAAUUUUGGAGAGGUGGGUGAUGCCUUCCUGGAAUUAUGUGGGAAAAUAAGCGAGUGCAGCGAGCGAUUUGUGUCGAAAAGUCUGCCAGCCACGCUUCAAGAUGUGAUCACACAUUUCGACGAAAAUCCAAAAUCGACGUGUGCUGCUCUUGUGAGCGAUUCGAAUCGCGACUGGAGUAGUGAACCAGCUUCAUACAUUUUGCGUCGGGCUCUGUCAGUCAUUCUUCCGGACGCUAGCAUGCGCACAAUAAUCCCUCCUAUUGUCUACAGACUGAAUCGUUGUGAGCCCAAAGAUAUCGACUUGCUGAAACCUUUUUUCAAAAUACCAAGACAACCUCAACUCAAUUCAAGCGACGACAGCGCGUUUGUAUCACCUCUGCUUAAAUAUCUCGUCAACUAUUCGGAAAUGUGGGAAAAACCGACGCCAUCGAUCGCAAAAAUGACUUCGCAAGAAUCGGCUGUAUGCAACAAACUUGAUUUAGGAAACUACCGCGGCAACGGCAUUAUUUACGAAGUCGACAAAUACUGGAACAAGAGUGCUACGAUUCCUCCUCAGGCUAGUGUUCUUUUGCUGAGCGGUAAAUUGAACCCAGUGACGCCGCACAAAUAUGCUGAAAGUUUGAUGGAAGCACUUAUCGUUGAGAAAAAGGAAUUAAUUACUUUUGAGUACACCGCUCAUGACGCCCUUGUGUCCGUUUCAUUCGAUCAAGGCAAGGACAAUUGCGGCAUGGAGAUACUGCUAUCAUACGUGACCAAUGACGGCGAUUUGGAGCUUCUUGACAAGUCUUGCGUCGAAGAGAUGCCCGCACUCAAUAUGACUCCAAAUUUUAUCACGCAGCUAUUACUUCUGAACACGAACGAUCCAUAUGACGGAAUGCACGAUCAAGGUCUAAUAGAUGAUGUAAUCUCAAGCUUCAGUCCUGUCGAAAACGAAAGCUAA
Messenger RNA from Peronospora farinosa, 1311 nucleotides. NCBI's taxonomy places the organism in Eukaryota, Oomycota, Peronosporomycetes, Peronosporales, Peronosporaceae. The record is from the annotation of a GenBank genome assembly.